AUGUCCUGCUACGAUCUGUGCCGUCCCUGUGGGCCAACCCCACUGGCCAACAGCUGCAACGAGCCCUGUGUCAGGCAGUGCCAGGACUCCAGGGUCAUCAUUGAACCAUCUCCCGUGGUGGUGACCCUUCCCGGACCCAUCCUCAGCUCCUUCCCCCAGAACACCGCCGUGGGAUCCUCAGCAUCUGCUGCUGUUGGCAGCAUCCUGAGUGAGGCAGGAGUGCCCAUCAACUCUGGGGGCUUCAGCCUCUCUGGCCUUGGUGGCCGCUACUGCGGCAGAAGGAGCCUGCCCUGCUAA
Messenger RNA from Pezoporus flaviventris, 297 nucleotides. Its product is annotated as feather beta keratin-like. Gene Ontology annotation, molecular function: structural constituent of cytoskeleton. NCBI's taxonomy places the organism in Eukaryota, Metazoa, Chordata, Aves, Psittaciformes, Psittacidae. Bases 1 to 297 code for a protein of 98 amino acids. Gene Ontology annotation, cellular component: intermediate filament. The transcript has a single exon. The record is from RefSeq and is a predicted model, not a curated record.